This is a messenger RNA of Rhopilema esculentum, 574 nucleotides long. The record is from RefSeq and is a predicted model, not a curated record. Lineage: Eukaryota; Metazoa; Cnidaria; Scyphozoa; Rhizostomeae; Rhizostomatidae.
AGAUCUCGAGUAAAUUCCGUUUACAAAUUUCCCACUUUGGCGGUUAAGCAGACAGUUGCGAACAAAUUUGUUCAUCUUACAGCAAGGGACCAUUUCAUAUUUUCAAUUUGUGAACUGCCAGUGUAGAAACAUGUCUGGACGCGGAAAAGGAGGAAAAGCUAAGGCCAAGGCAAGGUCGAGGACAUCCAGAGCUGGUCUUCAGUUCCCAGUCGGACGUAUCCAUAGAUUGUUGAGAAAGGGAAACUAUGCUGAACGAGUUGGAUCGGGGGCUCCCGUCUAUCUUGCAGCCGUACUCGAGUAUCUCUCGGCAGAAAUCUUGGAGUUGGCUGGCAAUGCCGCCAGGGACAACAAGAAGUCAAGAAUCAUCCCUCGACACUUGCAGCUUGCAAUCAGAAACGACGAGGAGCUGAACAAAUUGCUGAGUGGAGUGACCAUUGCACAAGGUGGUGUCCUGCCAAACAUUCAGGCAGUACUCUUACCAAAGAAGACCGAGCAGAAAGCUCCAAAAUCAUAAAGCUUGGACUCACUUGUUGGCCCGGCCACUUAUUCAUUGAAAACGGUUUUUUUAAAAACC